UUGAGGCAAGUGUAAGAGAAGUUCAGGGACUGUUGUCUGCUGAUACUUUGAGUGUUAGUGUCUGCUGAAGGCUUGAGUGCUGUCGUCUGCUGAAGGUUUAAGUGCUGCUGUCUGCUGAAUGUUUAAGUGCUUCUGUCUGCUAAAGGCUUAAGUACCGAUGUUUGCUGAAGGCAUUUUGCUGAAGUUUGCCGUCUUGCUGAAGGACCGCUGAAGUUCCUAGUUUUUGGUGGUUACUGAGGUUUCACCUGCUGAAUCAUGAAGCCUCCAUCAGUUCUCUUCAUCACGUUAGUAUUGAUCGGAUGUUAUAGUCUGACCAGAGGUGAGGAGGAACCCUUACACCUCUCCCUACCUACUAAGACACCAUCUCUCCAGCAUCUUAACACCCCAAAGACCCAGAGUGAUGAUGACUUAUCUCGUGAAAGCAACUCCUCCUCAAAGGGUGAAAUUCCUACCAACAAUGAUCUUCCACCAGUCGUUAACGAAACUAAUAGAUUGAACUCUACCCGCUCGUUCAACACUACCAACGGAGACGCGACCUUCGUGUUCAAUGCCACCAGCACUCAGAGUCCAGACUGUCCCAUGUUGUAUACCCGUGUAGGUCGUCGAUGCAUCGCUCUCAUCACCAAUGGAAAGGUCACUUGGCCCGAAGCGAGACUCUUCUGUAAGUCAAUCUUCGGGGACCUUUUAACCUUCUCGAAUGCCACUGACUACAUUGACCUCCUCCAGUAUCUCCAGACCUCCAAAGCGAGCGUCGACCUGUGGCUUGGAGGCUGCGAGACGAUGGGGAGGUGGAGGUGGGUGACCGAUACUCCCAUGCCUCUAGGUUCUCCUUAUUGGGCUGCCUUUACACAUGACUCGUUCUACAGGGACUUAUAUACGAUACCACGACACUACAUCCAGCCUCCUUACGCCUACACCACUGAUCUGAGGGAUCCUUACUGGUGGGCGGCAAUAACCACCAAACACUACUUGUACCUGAGCGUCCAUUACAGUAACCAGAGGAAGAGUCCAUUGUGUGAACUGACGACUGAUCAAGUGUAUGUCGCUCGAGAAGCAUAGUGUCCUCUGUGGGUCCAUCCCUAGUGGUCCUUCUCUGGUAUAUUGGUCCAUCCCUAGUGGUCCUUCUCUGGUAUAUUGGUCCAUCCCUAGCGGUCCUCUGGUAUACUGGUCCAUCCCUAGUGGUCCUUCUCUGGGGCAUAUACACACACAUACAUACGUAAUUACUAAGAACAAUUAUUAACCUGUAACAAUAUAAUUACACAAAGAAUGUAUGAAAGUUUAUAUAAUUCUUAUGAGAUAAAAUGAUCUCUAAGUUAAAUUAACAUACAUCAUAUUAACCCAAGUCUGGUAAUAACUUCUCACUAGACAUUCAUACAAACUUUUUUCAUAUUGUAAUUUCACAAUUUCUCUAGUAACAUUAUAUCAGUCUAUAAUCAUAACUGCUCCUCAGCUUAACUGGUACAUAAGUUGUGGUCCAUUGUUGUAUCAUCCAGCGCUCAUCAUCUAACCGGUUACAUAACAUCUUCAGUCAAUCCACACCUAAACACUUAAACCCCUGAAAUAUUUAUUAACAUAGGUAAUAUAUUUCAGGUAAGAUAAAUAACAAAAAUAUUCACUUCAAUCACUAUGGUUCACUUUACAAAAGAAAUAAAUUAUUAAGUAAUUCACAUUAAGUAAUAAAUCAUAUUAAAUUAUAACUAAUAUAUCCCUAUUCAUCUUAAUUAAUAAAAACUGUAAUAUCUCUUUCAUAUGUUCACUAUUAAGUAAAUUAUGUUCAAUUAAUUUAUAAAUCAGUUUAAUCUUUGAAACAAUAUCACACAUUUAUCAUUAUAUUAAUAAAUAUUUUAGUUUAUCAUUGUUUAUCAAAUAAAUUCCAAUGUUUCA
Molecule: messenger RNA, 1884 nt
Organism: Homarus americanus (American lobster)
Lineage: Eukaryota; Metazoa; Arthropoda; Malacostraca; Decapoda; Nephropidae
Exons: 7
Coding region: 256-1059 (267 amino acids)
Source: RefSeq, a predicted model, not a curated record